GACUCGUCGAAAUGCGCGCUUUGGCCGGCCGCGCUGGCAGGCCGUGAUCGGCGCGCGAGUGUGUGUGUGCGCGUGUGCUCAGCCGGCCGUGCAAGCAGCAGCGAGUCGACCGCGGACCAUGGGUUCCGGCGCCUGAGGCGGCGUCACGCGCGAGCUUGACCAGCGGCCAGUGCCCGCUGCCCGAAACGCCCGCAAACGCGCACGCCUAGCGUGCGCGCGCGCGCGCGCGCGGCAGCGCUUUCGUUUGGUGCUGCGACCUCGCGGCGACGCCGGGAGCUACUCAGUGAGCCAUGCUAGCCGCCCUGGCCGGGUUGUGGCUCUGCGGCGUCUGGUCGGGUUUCGGAUCCGCGGCCCUGACCAGCAAUGAAGUCACCGACAACCUGCUUGUGGAUACACUUGGGCUCAGCAGCAUCGAACCGCGGUACCUGAUGCUGGCGCCCCGGGUGGUUCGUCCCAACCAGGUGUACCGGGUGACGGUGACGCUGCUGUCGGCGAGCGCGGCACACACGGUGCGCGCUUCGCUGCAGCGCGAGGCCGAGGAGGUGGCCUCGGCCAAGGAACUCGUCGCCUCCGGGCAGACCGCCGUGCUGCUCAUGAAGGUUCCGCAGAAUGCCAAACCGGGCCAAUACAAGAUGCGCGUCGAGGGUAACAUCAACGGCGUGCUGGGUGGUACUGGUUUCCUUCAAGAGCAGGACGUUGAAUUCCAAGCCCAAUUCCUCACCAUCCUCAUCCAGACGAAUCAGUUCGUCUUCAACUUCGAGCAGUCCAUUAAAGCCAGAAUUGUGCUUCUCACGACUGAACUGAAACCAUAUGCGGAGCCAGUGGAUGUCUACCUCACGGAUUCUCGGGGCAUUGUGAUGAAGCGGUGGCUUUCUCAGUACCCAUACCUUGGCUUCAUAAAGGUCAACUUCGACCUUCCCUAUGACUACGCGGUGGGCUGGUGGAGCAUCAAGGUGGUAGUGCUGAGCCAAGUGGAGGAGCGCAAGAUCCUGCUCGAGCGCUGGUUCACCGAGCGCUACGACGUGUACGUGACGGUGCCGCCGUUCGUGCUGGACACGGACGAAUACUUUGAGGGCGACGUGUCGGCGAACUACACGACCGUGGCACCAGUUUUCGGAAACGCCACCAUUCGCGCUUACGUGCGCCCCACCAUGGUGCAGAACUACGACCCAGGCUUGCAGGUCGUGGAGCCCUACCUCGAGGAAUACGUGCAUGAUUUCCGGAUGGGCUACCAGUUCAAGUUCCCCAUGUCCGAGCUUCGCGAGUUGGCAUCGCCCCACCCACUCGACAAAUGUGAGAUAGAAAUAAAGGCUGCGGUGGGCGAACGUUUCCUGGACAUCAUCGUUGAUGGCUACGCACGCUCCCGCGUCAUCAAUUCGUCACUCAGCCUAAAGAUACUCGGCGUGAAGCCACUUGUCUUCAAGCCGGGCAUGGUGUUCUCCAUAUACAUUGCCGUGACAUACCACGACUUGGUCAAGCUGCCUGAGGAGAAACUGGCCAGCUCCAACAUCACGGUCAGCUUCACAUCGCAGGGCGGCGGUCGGGGCAUAGAGGAAGUCGAGAAGCAGCCCGACGAGCAAGGCAUGGCCGUCAUCGAAGUGGAGCCGCCCGAGGGUGUCGAGCGCAUCGUAAUCAGGGCGAGAUAUCAUGAUAAAGAAGACUCAGUGGAAACAGAAGCACUUGCAGUUGCUCAGCAUUCACCAAAGAAGAAGUACAUACAGAUAACUACCAGCACGACGAAUGGCAUUGCUGGCCAGUACGCUAUAUUCCACGUGCGCACCAACUUUUACAUCAAGUUCUUCCACUAUUUGGUGAUUGCCAAGGGAACUGUGCUCCAAUCUGGUGUGCACAAAGCCUACGGUCUGGUCCAGACGAUAACCGCAUUCAGCAUUCCAUUGUCGCCCGAGAUGGCGCCGGCUGUGAAGGUGAUGGUGUACCAGAUAUCCAGCAACGGUGACCUCACCGCUGACGCCAUCAUUGUUCCUGUCCAGGGUAUCAACAGAGGAAACUUCUACAUGUGGAAGAACCUCAAGCAAGACCGAUCAAACAACUUGAUUGAACUGGUUCCGACCUAUUCUCCGGAAACUGUAGCCGGUCUCAGCGGCCUGGACAGCGACUUGGUGGCUGUGCAGGGAAAGAACGAUCUGACGCUCACGUCGGUCAUCGAAACCCUGUACCACAUGGAGGACCACUGGGGAAGCCACGUGCGCGCCGUGUGGCGGGACCGCGACGGGAAACCAGACAAGGCGGAAUACUACGUCACGCAAAACUUCGCUCCAGACGUGAACAAGACGUUCGCGUUCGCAGGGCUAAUUGUGUCCACAAACCUGAAUGUCACAACCCUUCCAGACGUGUGCAACGAGACUGCUGGGAUGCUCCCAUGUGUAAACGGCGAAUGCUAUCCAAAGAGUGGACGCUGCAACGGAUACAAAGACUGCUACGAUGGAACGGACGAGGGAAACUGCGAGAAGGACGACUUGGAAGACCAAAGUCUGUUCGAGUUUUUCUUGUACAGGCAAAAUCGCUUUAACAACUUCUUUGACGCUACAGGAAGCAAUUUCGCCUGGCACCAUGCAAUUACCGGCAACUUAAAGGACAUAUAUAUGUCAUGCCUUGUGCCUAAGGGUCCAACGUUGUACAUGUUCAAUGCUAUUGCUGUCAGCAGACUGCACGGCUUUGCCAUCCUUGAGGAGCCGAUCUACCACAACAGCUUGCGGCCUUUCUUCAUGACGUACGAAGCACCUUCAACGGCUGUCAUUGGAGAGCAGAUUGGUAUACGUGUGGUCCUCUUCAAUUACCAGAACUACUUAGUUCAAGCUGAACUUCGAGUGCUGGGGUCUGAAGACUACCGGUUUGUGCAAGUCGGACCUCUGGGCCGAGUCGGGUCUUACAGCCCCGUGACCACCAAGGGUGAACAGCAGCAUGUUGUUUACAUCCAGCCUUUCAACCACAUCACCAUACACGUUCCCAUUGUCUCAGUGAAGAUUGGAGAGGUGGAUGUGGGCAUUGUGGCCAAAACACAAGUAGCCCACGAAGAGGACACUAUUACCAUCAACUUCCUCCCCGACGGCGUGCCCUUGCGAAUGCACACGUCCAUGCUCAUGGACCUGCGAGCGCAGGCGUACAACAUCAAGUUCCUCGAUCUCAAUGUUACCGAGGACCCCAUCAUCCCGUUUGAGAGCCAGUAUCGGCGCUACCUCUUCGGCUCACCUGCCGCGCACGUGUCGGUCAUAGGAGACAUUGUUGGAACACCUUUGGACGGAGACGUGGAACCGGAGGAUUUCGGAUUCUCAAUUGCCACAAAAUCGGGCGAGCAUGCCAUGUUCAGUUUUGCCUAUCAAGUUAUUCGGCUGACCUAUUUGCGUCUCACUGACCAGCUGACUCGUGAGAUCGCAAAGCCCAUCUUUGAGAAACUGAACAAAGCCUACGUUUAUCAGAGUUCCUACUUCAAGAACGGUGCGUUCACCAUGUUCAAGAAGGAGCCCAGUGUUUGGCUGACAGCGUUCAGCUUGCGAAUGUACAUGCUGGCGGUGUUCCCGGACUGGGAGCACGACAUCUACAUCGACCCGCGGAUUAUCACGGAAGGAGUCCACUUUCUGCUCAAGUACCAGGAUACCAACGGAGCUUUCUACGAGACCACCCGACGCCCAUGGAACCGCAGGAUGAGAUCAGAGGCGCACAACAAGGACAAGAACAUCACGUUGACCGCGCAAGUUGUUCUCACUCUGUCAAAGAUCUCCGAUCUAACUGGAGGCACUCGUGAGCGCGCCAACACAGCCAAGCGGGACGCGGUGCGCUACCUGGAGACACAACUCGCUCAAGUGAAGGACCCGUACACUGUAGCCCUGACAACGUAUGCACUCUUCGAGGCGGGCUCCAGCGAAGCGCAGUACGGCUACAACCUGCUCCAUUCCUUGAAGAGAGACGCCGAGGGAGCCAUAUACUGGAGCAGCGUUGCCAUUCCUCCGCCCGUGAUCGUGAUCCAAAGCCAGCGGCCUUACCUGAUGCCCCGGCUGCCGCACCCGGAAGACUCGUCUGCCGUAGAGGCCACGGCGUACGCCUUGCAGGCCUACCUCAAGCAGGGUGGCGUCUACCAGGAUCAGAUUGUCCGCUGGCUAAACCGGAUGCGUUCCACCGAUUACGGCUUCAUCGGCACACAGGACACACUCGCAGCGCUGGAGGCCUUGACGCAGUAUUCGUUCCGAACGCAUGUCAGAGGCAUUACAGAGAUGAAAGUAACUGUGGAAUCUUCAUCCAACCCAGGAUAUCCCAGCACGUUACGCAUAUCCAAAGACGACUUGGCACGCAGAAAAGUCUUCGAUGUCCAACCGAACGUUUGGGGUCACUGUGAUGUGUUGGCUCAGGGAUCAGGCUUGUCCCUGAUACAGCUCGACGUGAGUUACAACGUCGAUCGUGACUUCUUGCUAGUGCCUCCUGCCUACGAGGCUUUUGAUCUGACAUUGGAGCCGAGGUUCUCUGGGAGGAAUAGGUCACACAUCAACAUUCGCAGUUGUGUAAGGUGGACGAUGACCAAUAUGAGUGCAGAGAGUGGAGCAGCUGUACUGGAGCUGGUCAUUCCUACGGGUUAUGCCAACUACAGGCCGGAUCUCGAUAACUACGUGAAGUCAGGCGAAGUUCCUCGACUAAGCAUGGCCAAAGUGCUUCCCAGAACAGCGGUGUUCAUGUUUGAACAUCUUACACACGAAUGGACUUGCGUCAACUUCCUCAUCCAGCGGUGGUAUCCGGUUGCUAACUCAACGCGGUACCUGAAAGCCAAGGUGUAUGAAUACAAUUCUCCAGAAAACUACAAAGAGAAAAUAUGGGAAAACUACGACCUCUACGUGCUGAGCAUCUGCGAAGUGUGUGGUUCCUACCAGUGCCCGUACUGCCCGUACUUCAGCGCUGCCAGUGUUCCCGCACUGAGCUGGACAGCGCUAAUUGUGGCAGUAGUUCUCCUGUUCCAGGAACUUUGCUGCGCUAGAAGGAACUGCUGAUGUUGAGUGUGUGAAUCUCUACAAUGCGUGCGUGUUCCGCGAGUGAUUGCCGCACUAUCGUAAGUCCUGGACUUAGUACACGCAUGGUGUACUGUGGUGAAAUUUAUUUUAAAGCAUACAUUUGUUCUGUGUGGUUCGACUAGGUGCAGCGGACGUGGGAGGUAAUGAGCGUCUUUGAAAUGGCGCCAAGCGCUAAUAAUUGAGUCCCGAGGUACUGACGUGUGGCACACUUCUCGCGCUAAAUGUGGGUGACGUGUUGGUUGUUCUAAAUGUCUGUGGCUUGACAAGUAUUGCGUUGUCGCUUGCGGUUGCGCCUGCCUACAUAAUAUGCGUUGUGUAUAUUCCAUGAAACUCGGUGCGAGACUUUCAAGUACGAAAAGCUAAACGCGUACUGCAUCUCUUGUGAAGAAAAAAUCCAGUGCCAUGUGAUAUUGACUAUAGUAGCUUAUAUGUACAAUCGGUGCAGCGAAAGAAGUUACACAUCAUUGUUUUGAAAGAUAACCGACAGCAGUGAAGUGUGUGCUGACCCAAUUAUUCGCUAUGGUGUUGUUUUUACACGUUUCAUUUAGCGCACGGCAUGGAGUAAACUUUUCAGCUAGCGUCACAGUGGCAUUUUGAGGUAGUCAUCAUUCAUAGAGUCGUCUUUAAGACUUUAACGUUUUCCAUCGUUAGAUAUCAAAUCAAGGGUGAGAUAACAUGCAACGAGCGGAGAAGUUGAGUGCGCUUUUACUGGCUGUGUAUCUUGAAGAGAAAACAGUCGGCUACAUCACGUUCCAUGGCAAAAGCAUUGUCAUAAAAGCCGUACUAUGUGCUGCUUUUUAAUUUUUUUUAGAUCACAAAUAAUGAAUGAAGGCAUACAUAGCCCAACUAUCAUGCUCACGAUAGAAGACCUUUGUGAGGUGUCCAAUAUUAGCAAUGAAGCACGGGUCCAACGAUGGUAAUGCGAGAGUUAUUCCGGCACCAAUAAUUUUGCUAAAACAAAUGUAAAAAACUGCCCAAAAGUUCCCGUAUUCGCCAUGCAGUUUGUACGCUAGCUAGCGCAAGAGCUGGCGCAUUGCGGUAGUGAAUAUAGCAUUAACGGAGGUUUUGGAAAAGAAGUGGUUCUCACGAACGAAGAGCUGCGUGAAUUCGGGCACACAAAUCAAUCGCCAAAUUGAGGUACGGAGAACUGUAGCAGCUCACGUCAAGCGUCGUACUUCGUGGCUUUGUGGCAAUGCAGUAACACCUGAUAAUGCGACAAUUGUGCGUUGACAUUACCUGCCGAUUUUAGGCCACACGCACUGCCGUCCUGGUUUACAAAACCGCUCGCUUGCAGCAGGUGUUCGCCAGAGUAGACUCCGUUCACUUACUAUGGGUCUAUGCUGUUUGCUAUUACUAUUAGCAAAGGCAGUGUGCCAGUGGCAAACAGUUCUUAUGGCCGAAAAUAAUUUGCGACUCUUGUUUCACGGCCCGUAUCCACACACACGCGCGCGCGCACACACACACACACACACACACACACAAAAAAAAAAAGUUUACGCUAGUAUUGUUCUUGAGAAAUAAUUUCAGCCAAUCCUGACGAUGAAGAUAUUAGCAAAGGCGGUCAGCCAUUGUAAAGAACACUUACGAAUGAAAAGCUUUGCGAAUUCGGCCUCAGAUUCACACGACCACAUUGUGGCGUGAAGGAAGGCAGACAAUGACAAUGAAUGGGCCAACAGCGUGCACGGGCUCAUUUCACCAUUACGAAAUAAUCUACGGCCUUGAAAUUUUCUUUUACUUGACAAAAGAUGGCGUAAUCCGCAAAGCGCAAUGAUGAUGAUGCACAUAACAUCUAUAAUGUUAUUUGUAUUCAUUUGCAGCGUGCGCUGUGCCAGGAGACGAGAGUGAAGUUGCUCAUUUGUGCGGCUGCCAUUGCUCGCAAAACGGCGUUGAGAACAUUCAUUGCUUCCGAACUAGUGUUUGACACUUUUCUGCAAAAUGUAACCGAGUAACACAAAAAAGCCUUUGUGGGUACAUUCGAUACAUUCGAAGGAUUGCGCUGAUUAACUGAUGGCUAGCGAGCGCCAGGUUGUACGGGUCAUGCAAGUAGCUACUGGUGCUUACGCUCAGGGACACCAGAGCGUAGACAUUCCGGCUGCAAAUGAGCGUGUAACGAACACAUAUCACGUACGAACGUCAUACUGAACAGCCUAAGGCAAUCGAAGUAUCACUGCCGUUGAUAACCAAAUUUAAAUAGUUGGUUUCGGCAUCUGCGUUAGCAACCACCAGAAACAUUAUUUUUUGUUCAGCCUGGCCUAUCGAUUUAGGGAUUUAAAGUAAGCAAACUAAGAUUACUUCUGAUGAAAAUUUAAGGUUGUAUUUGCACUUCAUUAGCCUCCAUUACGCGGAAAGACUGUGAUGCUUUUGUCGAAUACUUAGGUAGGAAUAUUUUGAAGAAAUACAGGGUUCCUAAUAUGUAAGGUAUUUUAAAUGGACAAAAGACUAUCUAUAUUUUUUUUGCAAUUUCAGCAAUGUUUUGCCUGAAAUGUCUUCAAAAUCGACUUGCUUAAACGUAACAGUGCUAAGAGCAGUUACAGACGUGAUUGCAGCUAGAGCACAAGCCACUUACUACAGGUGCUCGAAAUAUUUAAGUACAUGCAACGCCGAUGCGCACUUUUUAGACUAUCUUUAUUAAAAUAGCAACAACAACAAAAAACGCGUAGUGUUUCGAAGCAUACUACUACUUUAUACAAAGCAAUAUACAGACGAACCCAGAGCACAACGUGAGCUGAUCAUACUCGACCAGUACAACGUAAUAAUUAAAACGUGUCACACUACGGCAUCACUCUCAGUUUGUGAUCGAGCCUCGGACCAGGAUAUUUAGUGCGACGAAAGAAAUAAAGACGCGGUGAUAUCGUGAAUAGCAUGGUGGGUCAGUUGAUUGAUGUAUAUACCCCGUCGCUGUGCGUAAAUAUUCACUGUCGAAUGUACGAAGCAGCUGUCCUGGCCGGUUCCUGAGCCAUAUCGCUCGCUGCCUAUUGUGAGUGACGGGCGCCGGCUAAAUACCAAUCGAUCUCGCGAACUGCCAUCUUCGUGAAAUGUGCCCUAGGUUCUCAGCUGCUUCGUUGGGUUGCAUAUUCCUGUUACCACUGAGGUCGUAGCUGUCACUUAGCAGUAGGCACCACUAUUCGCUGUUUCCUUUAUCCACCCAGACUACUAAAUGUGCAAGUUCUUUUGCAUUCAUAUACAAAUAGCUUUAUGCACUACAUCCAUAAAGCCUCUAGUUUUACAAGCCGUCAUUACAGAGAACGUAGUAAAUGUUUUUUAUAUAUAUGGUGUAAAAGAAAAAGCAAUGACCAGGGGCCUUGUCUGAUAUGGUGCCAAUUCUUUGUCACAAUAAUGCACUAGUAGAUAAACAUCAAUGGUGCGUUUGCUGCUACGUGAAAUGCGACCGCAUCGUAAAGGUCACUCACGAGCCCAAAAUAUUACAGGUUGAACCUGCGUGUGCUUGGCAAUCCAGAAAAUGAAUUUUGUGCAAUUUAUGUGCCUUGACUCGAAACUAUUAUUUGUUGUUAUUGUUUGGUCCGGUGACUUUUUGUGAAUGUUGUAUUACAUUUGUUGAGUGAAAUCAGUUACUCUGAUACGAAAGUGUACAAAUAUUUGGAGUUGCUGUUCGCAAUGACUACUACUGAGUGGGUUGAAAAGAUACACGCAUAAGUCAGUCAAAUGCAGUAGUAAAACGCUUUUUUUUUUUUCAAUGGGAUGAUUUUUUGCUGUUUAAUGGAGACUUCCUGCUCGAAAAAGAAAGAACUCGUAUCGAUCUUUCGGCUCUCAUUCAAAUUUUAUGUAGUGAGUCGGUUCGUUAGCUUAUGGUCAAGGAAACAGCUGUAUUUAGGAUUCCUUGAAGCACCAUCGAUGCAAGGUUCACAGAUCAACAUUUCAUAAAUUCUUCAAAAAUGUCUUAUAACAUUGGCAGGGACGCAGUCAGUUUCUUUCUUUGUACAAGCUUUAGUGCAUAGAGGUGUCGAUGGAAUACAUUUGAAAACAUCAGUGUGCGUUAUUAUUGCGAAACGAUUCCAAUGCUAGAUGUCACUAUUGAAAUGCGUAACAGUGGUAACCCAAUCUGACAAAAAUGAGGUUUUAUGAAACAUUACUUCGCAAGUGGACAAUUUGGUACAAACUCCUUCACUGACCAUGCAUUCGUCCUUCUUUUGCGCUUAAAGCAGACUUACAAACCCAACAGAAAUAGAAACCGUCACUUCAUUUACCCCCCUCCCCUCAGUAUUUCGUUGCGUAGGAAGCUUUCAGAUAUUUGCACACUCCCGACUGUUUGCGUUUGUGCACAAAUCGUGCAGUGUAAAGAGGAAUGUAUGCUGGUGUAUGGUGUUUCCCUUUUCUUAUUUCUACGACCAUCUGUCGGGGUGAGUGCUGUCUUGAACACGGUUGAUGUUUUGCGCAGGUUGCACAGUCACUACAGUUUUGUCAUGCAGCAUUACAUCAUAUUAUCGUUGCUUAGAGCGAAAGAGAGCGAGUCGUAGAGAUUGUUGUUCAUACGACGUCUUAAACGGCGCGCCAUUACUUAACGCGUGUUAAAACGUUACAUAACCUUCGUCUAAAGCUCAUACCAGAAAAAGUUACUUCCGAGUGCCCAAAGAUACAAAUGUAAAUGGCAUGAAGCCUCUUGAUAAGGUGAACACAGAAGAGCGGGUCAUUAAGCACCAGACCAAGUCACACGUCCCAACUCCCUUAAGUCUGCAAACUGCGAAAGUUGUGCCUGUCCAGUCAACAUUGAACUUUACUCUCUCAAUCACAAAAUUUCUUCUUUUGGCGGCCUCAAGAUAAGCUUUCAUUCGCUGGCGCGAGCGUUGAAGCCGGUAUUGAGCUGGAACGAUGAAGGGAGUAGGUUCUCUCGAGAAAAAAGAUCACACGUGCACAACAUAUACUGCCUGAACUGCGGUUUUAUUUGAGUAGUUACGCGUAGUGUUAUACUCUGGUAUUAGUCAAAGGACACAAACUGACAUUUGUGCGUUGCCCAUGUUCACUGCAUGUGCAGCUGAGAACCUCAUUUGCCUCCGGAUUAUGCAUCUCACCAAGAAACAAUCACUGCCACAGCUGCACCAUGAAAUGAAUGCGUUGUUUGCUACCAAGUGUGUCUGAGAAAUACAACUUGCGAGUCUUCGUAUCGCGGCACAUUCGUUCUCGUUGCUACGUGUAUGCAUGUUUGCAUUCUUAAAAUGGUCAGCUACAGGGGAAGUAUACGGUGUAACGGAUGUACGAGCACCUGAUUUCGAGGGUUUGCAUCUUCUUCCGGCACCUGUAGGCCGGCAUCGCGUGUAGAAGCUUUGCACAAAUGAUGUAUGAUGUACAGACGCAAUACAACAAGAGUUUUUUAUUCUGCAA
This is a messenger RNA of Dermacentor andersoni, 10352 nucleotides long. Its product is annotated as CD109 antigen-like. Lineage: Eukaryota; Metazoa; Arthropoda; Arachnida; Ixodida; Ixodidae. The record is from RefSeq and is a predicted model, not a curated record. Gene Ontology annotation, molecular function: endopeptidase inhibitor activity; protein binding. Gene Ontology annotation, cellular component: extracellular region.